Molecule: messenger RNA, 1767 nt
Organism: Rodentolepis nana
Lineage: Eukaryota; Metazoa; Platyhelminthes; Cestoda; Cyclophyllidea; Hymenolepididae
Source: the annotation of a GenBank genome assembly
AUGAGCUGCUACGACUUUCGCUAUCGAGCUGCAGCCCAGUGGUUUCUAUCCAACAUAUCCCUUGACGGAAUCUCCUGUGAUUUUUCGAAAUCUAGCAAGUGCGGUCGAGGUGUAGUAAGCCAAGGCUUUCUGGCAAUUGCUGAGGAUGAUGAAAAAGAUGGCUUGCAAUUCGCUGAUCAUCCCAAAAUAUCUGCAGGUAGUCACAAGUCGGACCUUUCUCGGUCUCAGAAAUCGCCAGAUUUUGCAACGCGUAAAAAUGUGUGCUUUGGUGAGGUAUUCGAAGAAGGUACGAUGAGUGGAAAUGAGCCUCCGGCUUCUAUUCGUCCAAAUCCUGUUCGCUCGAUAUCGAGUAUCUCAGGUCAAAUGUAUUUGAAACACGAGCUCUUAACCCACGCAGGCAAUGAAUCCUUCAGGUUCGCUAUCUCAACAGUAGGUCAACGAAGACCUCCAAUUAUUGUGGCUUCUGUAAUCCCCAUCUCACGCGAUCCUCUCAUGCUGUCGGGCAUUCCAAAAGUACAAAAUGGAACAGCUGGAACAAUUUUGGGUGGAAGUGGUAGUAGUAGACAGCGCUCUGUUCCAGAGAUGCCAACCGCAUUGCUCAACACCCUAUUCCGCCAUAAUACCAGCGGCAAUGUCAACGCCAACUCUCCCAUAAACAACUGUCCUCGAUCUGGUUCUCUCGGUCAAGAGGAAAAUCUAGCCGUUGCUAAACCUCUAAGCUAUUCCAAGCCAGUUGACUCUAUUGAGCGCUCUUAUGCGCAUUUUCUGUUUCCUCGGAGAUCUCUACAGCACUCCUUGAGUCUUGCUACUCCUUCAACAGCAAAUCUUCGUCAGAGUGGUCGUAGAAGGAGGGCGGAGACGGUUGCUGGUGAUGAGGUUCAAGAUUCGGAAAAGAUCCCCUCGAAGUCUCCCUCCACAACGACAGAAAGUAACAGCAGGCAGUGUCGCAGUCGCUCGCAUACUCUCUCCUUCUCUAGCAUGGCAUCUGCAAUUUCCAGACAUGAUGGGAGCUCGUCUCCUCUUCGUGAUGUCGGUGGUUGGGGUCACCAUUCCAUCGAUUCAACUGCAUAUCCAUCGAGUUCGGAGAAUAUGCAGCCAUCACAUGCAGUUAUUUAUGAGGAUCCACUUAUCAAAUAUAAUCCCCUACUAUUAGAUGAUCCCAUGGUACCUCGGGUAACCAAUAGACGCGUGUUCCCAUUUCAGGGCUACAUGACGAGUAUUUUGGGCUACAGGCGGGCGGAUGAGCACAAGAAGAGCAUCAACCGGGAGUUUCACCAACGUUUUCCAAAUGUCCAAUUAACACUCACCAAAAUGCGCAGUAUUAAACUCAACAUCCUCGCCAUCGCCCUAAGGAUGAACUUGGAUCUCUGGAUCGUGGCCCACGCCUAUGUCCUCUUUGAGAAAAUGAUCCUCAAGCUGUUUGUUUGCAAGGCAAACAGGAAACUCUGCGCUGGGGCGGCCUUGCUUAUCAGUGCCAAGUUAAACGAUCUCAAGGGACCAGCUAUGCCCGCUUUUAUUCAGGAGAUUGAGAAUGAGUUUCGAAUAUCUCAUCGGGAUCUAAUUCACAUGGAAAUGGCAGCAUUCAUUGGAUUGGAGUUUUGUGUGCUUCCAAAUCCAACGGAGGCGUUUCCACACUUCACACAGAUCCAGAAAUCCCUCGGAGUUGUGGUCACGACGCCAUGUUGUCUCUCCGUUCCCACUCGCACACAUUCUCUUGAAGGCGAAAACCUUCAGUCACACCUUUCUUCUCCUUCCGUUGUGGAGUAA